Molecule: messenger RNA, 804 nt
Organism: Fusarium sp. VM40
Lineage: Eukaryota; Fungi; Ascomycota; Sordariomycetes; Hypocreales; Nectriaceae
Source: the annotation of a GenBank genome assembly
AUGUCAUACACUUCGGCCCUUACCACCACCUUGCAGAACUCGCAAUUGCGGCUUCUGAACCGGUUGCGUACAAAGUCGAAACCAAUAAUGACUUUUAUCGGUCUACCGUCUUUUCGCAUGGCACAAAUCGUAGCCUCAACCGGAAUGGACGGCAUCAUCAUUGACUGCGAGCACGGGCAAAUCAGUGACGAUGCCAUGCACAACUCUGUCGCCGCUAUUGCAUCCCAGGGCGUCUCUCCACUUGUCCGCACCAGGAUGACACACCCAGAUCUUAUCAAACGCGCUCUGGAUGCUGGUGCCCAUGGCAUUGUUGUGCCCAUGAUCAAUACCGCAGAGGAUGCUAAGGCCGUGGUGCAAAGUGCCAAGUUUCCUCCUCAGGGGAUCAGGGGGCAAGGCUCGGCCUUUCCUGGUUUCGCAUUUGGGGUCGAUAUACCGACGUAUAUUAACACGGCCAAUGAGACAAUUCUGACUUGUCUACAAAUCGAGUCCAAACAAGGCGUUGAAAACGUCGAUGCCAUCUGCGCCGUCUCAGGUGUCGACAUGAUCUUCAUAGGCCCUAACGACCUAGCCCUCUCAAUUUUAGGUUACGUUCCGGCGAAAGGUGACGAACCCGAGUUUAUCAACGCCAUGGAGAAGAUUGUGAAUGCGGCUAGAAAACACGGAAAAUGGGUUGGUCGGUUGUCAAAUGACGCAGUUGCGGCUAAGAAGCAUCUGGACACGUUUGACACGGUUGCGCUUAGCUAUGACGUUCGUGUAAUUAAGAAUUGGUAUUCUGCUGAACUUAAAGCUAUACGCUCGCUAUAA